AUGGAUUGCCUAUCUGCUGCGCCAUUUUAUGUACAAAAUGAUAGCUCAUUUGAAGAAAUACAAGAUUGGCUGAUUAACACAGUAAACAUUACAGAACAAGAUAUAGAGAAAAGUCCAGGAAUAGGACUUCUCGAUGGAGAAACAUUAUAUAAUUAUUCUAUUGAAGAUGUUGUUUCUUUCAAGGAGUUUCUCAAUGUGCCUGUAGGUCUUGCUAGAAGAAUUUUAUUAUUCAAAGAUAAAAAACAGUAUGUAGAUAUCAUAAGUUUAGAGGCAUCUUCAUGGACACCAGAAAUUGUUUCAAAAUUUUUAGAAAACAACUUUCCAGCACAGAAUGUCAUUAAAGAAAUUUGUAAAUUUAUUGAAGAACACAAAAUUGAUGGCUUUUGUUUCAUGUCAUACAAAAGUCCAGAAGAAAUGAAGGAAGAAUUUCCGGUCGAACUUAAAAAGAUAGGAAUUCUUUUUCAUCAAAUAAUAAAAAAACGCAACGAGAAAAUAACUAAAAACGAGUGCAUCAAGGAAAAUUUUAAUAUUAAAGUUGAAACAUUCUCAGCGGAAGAAAGUGAAAUUAUUAGUUUUUUAGAAACGAAAACUUGUUUACAACAUUCUUACAUGAAGGUUUCAAAACAAUGCCAACUGCAAAUAAUUCAUAGCAACUGGGGAAAAGGAAAUGAACUAGAUAAACGAAUGUUAUUUCUUAUUCUUUGCAAUGAAAAUGACUAUGAAGAUAAAAAGUCACAUAAUGGUUUUUGGGAUAAAAUUCGGAAUAAUGUGCAUAAUUGGAGAACAGCUUGUACACAAGCCUUUCAGGAAACCUUCUCAGAGUCACCGAAGGAUACAACUUUGUAUUGUAAAAAUUCAAAACAGCCGGUUUCACUCACUCAAAGACCAGUGAAAAUGCGAUACGUUAUGGAGAAGAAAAUAGGUGAGCUGAACAGUUUUGAAAAUGUUUUUUUACUUAUUAGCAAUGACCUUUUAGAUUUUGAAAAACAAGUUUAUGGUUUCAAAUUCCAAAAACCAGUAGAAAAUAAAGUUAAAAGAACAUUUUUUUCGUUUUCAAUUAACAACAGUAAACAAAUUUGGAUAUUUCAUCCUGAUGAUUAUUCUAAAGGAUUUAUUUGUAGUAAAUAUGACGCGAAAGACAAAUCAAAAACGGACGAAGAAACAAAUGCUCAUGACAUUGAUAACACAAUGAUCGUGAAAUCAACAGGGUUGCAUUCAGACAAAAUUCAAAAGCAUGCAGAUGUUGAAUCUUUUAACAAACAAUCAACAAUGGAUGAUACAAAAUUGAUAUCAAAACCAUCAAGUACAAUUCAAUCUGAAGUAAAAGAAAACGCAGAUACAUUCACAGAAAUGCAAUUGCCUGACAAAAAUGACACUGUAGUAAACACUACCGAUUCGGAUACCACGAAACUAAAUAUUGAUACAAACAUAGUCCAAGAAAGUUUAGUAGAACAAAGUGAUAAACAAAGUUUAAAUAUUGCAUCGGACAUCCAGAAGCCCAGACCUUUUCGUGAAUCUGAGUCUGCAUUCCUAUAUCACAAACAUCUUGUUAUGGAGACUGGUGAGCAUGAUGGUGCAGUAGGAUAUCGGUGUUUUGAAUUUAAAUAUUUUGCGUCAAAAGAAUUACAAAGAGAAGCUAGUGCAAUUAAUAAAUUUUUGUUAGAAACCUUACGAUUUGCAUGUGGUUGUCUCAAUGCAAGAAAGAAUGGUACAAUUAUGUUUGGUAUUGCUGACAGUGUCGACCAGGAACUUCAGUUCCGACACGGAGAGGUUAUCGGUUUUAACUUACCAACUAAAACAUUUAAACAAAAUGCAACAGACUUAUUGAUAAAAUUUCAGAAAUUAUGUUUCGAUGAACGGACAGAAAUGAUUGUCAAGUACUGUAUUGGAAAUCCAGUAUUUAUUCCAGUUCUUUGUAAAAAUACCGAUGUAUCGCUUUACGUAAUGGAGGUUGACGUCGAACCGGCUUCUUAUCGUUGUUCCAAUAACUUCUUUCUUUUAAAUAGAAGCAAAAUACAAGGUAUAAAUGCGAAGAAGGUUGAAAAAGAAUUUACACUUUUUGUCAGAGAGGGAUCCUCCACCGUAUCCAAACAUAAAUUGGAAAAGACUCUUUUUAUUGAAACAAUUUUAAAACAGAACAUAACAGAAAGAGAAAAAUAUGAGUCGUUGGAACUCAGUUAUCAUAUUAAGUCAGUUGAAUUACCGAUGGCGAAAUUACGACUUCUGCUAUGCAAAGGAACUGACAGGCUGAAUAAAUCUAUGUGGCCACUACUGGUACUUAAUAAACCAACUCAAAAUCAAAAACAAGAUCCUCAUUUUACCAAAAAUUUAAGGUUUUUGCGUCACAUACAUUUUCAUGCUGUCUUUGAUUUUGACGACAGAACUGAUGAAAAUGGAAUAUCAAAACUAUAUAGAAACGUUGAAAAAUCUGCACUGUACACUGAUGAAGUAUUCAAGGAUAAUGCAGGAAAACAGGCUGAUCUGGAAAAAAUACUAGGAAUACCUAUCGCAAUGAAAACUAUCUGGAUUUUUGCAAAUGGAAGGCAUGACAUGCAUGAACCAAUGCCUCAUUUAAAUCGAAUUGACUGGUCUGAAACAUAUAGCACUGGAAUAAAGGAUGCUGUUACUUUUUUCGGAAAUUUAAUUUCAAAUGGACGGUUAUUAGUCGUUUUCAUGGUGUUCUCGAAUGACUUCAGUGGGAUUAUAGAAACCUUUUACGAGUGUACAACUCGGUUUGGUUGGAAACAAUUAGUUGUUAUAUCAGCCGAUGAGGAAAUUAUUAAUAACUUCAGGCAACUUAUUGUGACUGAACAGAAGGGAACUGAAGACAAUAUAAACAUGUGCAGUGUUGCGGGAGAGGGAACAACAUGGGAACACGUGUGUUGUACAUUUCUAGAGGUUACGAACAAUGAUGAUGUAGCUAAUAUCUCCUUGCCAACAAGGAGUGGUGCAUACGUUGAAGUGGAUCCCUUCAUUAUUCAGAAUAUGUCCGAUUUAAAAAUAUUAAGCGCAAAGCAGUGUGAAAGUAAAUCUCACUCUAAACUGGUUUUACAGCAGAUGAGAAUAAAGUAUGAAGAGGAUUUUUAUAAAGGCAAUAGAGUUCAUUGGUACAACUUUUACUUUGAAAAUCAAGUAUUGAAAAGACAUUGCUUGGAAAAUGUGCUUGACAUAAUCAAUGAACUACUAACCUCAACGGACAAAGGUGGCAAAAAAGUUGCCGUUGUUACUAUAAAACAUGAGCCAGGUUCCGGAGGUACAACUUUAGCGCAUAACAUAUUAUGGCUAAAUCGAAAAAAGUAUCGCUGUGCAACUAUUGUACAAAUUACGGAAAGGACCACCCAAAAUAUAAUGACUCUUUUGAAAUAUGAGGAAAAGGAUAAACCGAAACCACUAUUAUUACUAAUAGACGACAUAGCUCAAUCUGAUUGUAUUUAUGAAGAUUUAAUUUGGAAUAUAAAUAAAGAGUUUCGCACAACUCCGAGUAAAGAUGGCAUUGUGUGCUGUCUCUUGGUAUGCCAAAGAGAGACUGGAAUUACCAAAACCGAUCAGCAUCCAGCAAACUCAUUUAAGGAGAUUAAUGAAUACGGGUUUCAACUGUGUCAACAACUGACAAAGGAAGAACAGCUAUGGAUGGAGAGUAAAUACAAAGACAUUGAACAAAGGGAUCCUAAUGGACAUCCAGAACAUUUGAUAUCAUUUAUGAUCUUACGAAAUGGUUUCAAUGAAAACUAUAUUACAGAAACAAUAACUCAGUUUCUUAAAUUGAUCGAUAGCAAGUCAAAUGAAUUUGAAUUACUUGAAUAUGCAUCACUUAUAUCAGCCUAUGCACCAACAUCACUUAGGGGACCAACGGUAUUUAUUCCAGUUGAAUGCUGCGACCAACUUUUAGGUAAAUCAUUUAAAAAGACGAACUUAUGGUAUAUAUGGGAAAAAUUAUUAUCUCAUUACCUGAAGAUUUUCCUCGUGAUUAGUGAGAGGGAAGAAACUUCUGGCAUGGAAAUUCGUAUGUCUCAUCCUUUGCUAGCCGUACCAGUUUUAUCUAAAAUUUUGGAAGUCAGAGGAGAAAAACUGAGCAAGCUUAUAAUACGAUUUUUAAAAUCCUCUUUAUUCACAUGUCCUGCUUACGGCAAGAAUAUAUUAAUCCAACUGUCGAAAGAAAUGUUAACGAGACGUCUCAAGGAAGAAUAUAACGAUAAUAAAAAUACGUAUUUUUCUCCCUUAAUCGUACGAGUAGAAGAAGACGAAGGAUGGCGAGCAGCUGCAAAUGUUUUGGAAAUCGGAAUACAAAUAUUUCAAGAUUGUUACAUGUGUCAAACUUUAGCACGUUUAUUUUCUAAAAAAAUUGAACAUGACAAGGCCGAGGAGUGGUCAAGGUAUGCUGAACAAUUCAUAUCCAAUGCGAUGGAAAAAGGAUCUUGGCAUCAUAAUUUGGGCUCUAUUUUACGUGACAAAUUUCUUUCUGUAUUAAGUUCUACAAUUCCUCAUGAUUCAGAUACAGAUACAAUGAUAAGCAUGAUACUCGAAGCUAUUCAACAUUUUGUAUUUGCUAGAGAGAUGCUUGGUAAAAGCAGUGAGAUUCGACUGUUGUAUACAAGCCAGGACGUGAUACAAACAAUAAACCUUUGUGCAAAGUUUGUUACCGAAAAUACCAUUUUUUCCUCCUCAAUUGACAUUAAGAAACUUCUUACGGACAAAGAUUACAUACCGGAAGAACUAAGUGACAGAUGGAGGAUAGAUUUUAAACCUCUAUUUACACAGUUCAUUAAGUACGCAGAUGAAUCUUUUGAAUGCAUAGAAUCAUAUUUAUGCUACAAUUCGAUAUUCUAUGCACAUAAUCCAAGCAAACUGCAUCGUUUUCACUCUCAGCUGCACUACUUUUUUCCUAGUGUUCGAAAUGAAUUUGCUCGGUACCUUGGAGAAGAAAACGAUAUUGAACCAGAGUCGCACAGACCAUCAGACUUGGACAUUUUUCACAGAAGACGUUUGAUACAUUUACAAGGUAACACGUAUAUGAACAUGUAUGACAUACUACUUCAAGUAAAGAAAAGAGAGUUAAUUCCUGCUGAAGCAACUGAGAAGUGUUUAAAGAUUAAACACCAUUUAAAUGGUUUAUGUUUUUGCCAACCUAGAGAUAAGAUCAACCUUGUUGCUGUAAAUUUUUUAAUAGGGUUGUUAAAUGGUAGAAAUCGGGAUUCCUGGAGUGUUGUUUUAGAAUACUGCAAAGACGUUAUAAGCAAUUCUAGUGGUUAUCUUUCCCAAGCGUACUUAUUCAUCAGUAUGCUUCUCUGGCCUACUGAGAGAAUGGAUGUAGAAUAUGACGAUGUAUUGUUUUAUUCUGCUCUGCAUUACCUUAACAAGUACAAACAAAAACGACACAGAGCUCGAGGUGUUACAAACACCAAUUUGGUGUUAAAAGAAGAGCGAAAUAUAACCAAACCAACAGCUCAAUUCUUUUUAGCAAAAACUGGUCAGAAACAGAAAGUGUGUCAUCGUUUUGAUAUAUUCAACCGGAGUAAACCAGAUGCAGAUGAAGACUUUGACAAAAAAGGAAUGUGGAAAAGAUCGCAAAUUAGAAAUACGUUAAAACGUUUAAAUGGAAGAAUUAGAAAUAAAGAUAACCGAACAUGUGUUGUUAUGCGAAAUGAAAAAUCAAAAACAGAAAUCGAAAUUAAUAAAAUUCGAGGUGGCAAUAUAUCUUCAGAGGAAGAUGUUUAUUUUUAUUUAGGCUUUAGUAUAGCAGGCUUAAUGGCAUAUAAUGUCCAAGCAAAACGACAGGAUGACUCUGAUGCAAGCGAUUAUGGGUUUGAUUCGGAUGAUAAAUUAGACAGUUUUUUGAAAGAAUCAGUAAAGAGCCUGCAAGAUAAGUUAAACAGCAUACCAAGUAUUCAGGGUAAACUUCGAGCAGGAAGAGAACUUAAAGAAAGAGAGAAAGCCUUGCUUAAAGAUGAAAGCAUUAUAAGACAAGCUCUUGAAAUCAAAAGCGACGAUUCUCCAUGUUACUGACUAUAACGAUUACCGUUCUUUGAUUUAUAUAUCUCAAUAUGAUUUUUUUUGUAUUGAAAACGAGUAAGUACCUGCAAUAACAACAAUUAACAGACGACAAUAUAGAACCUAUUUUGUGUCAUCAAUAACCACAAGUGGACCACUGAAAUAGUAACCACUAACUGUUCCGGAUUACCACUUUCACGUAUGCUUGAUUCUUUCGUGAUGUGCUCAGUGGUUUUGCUUAUGAGAACUUAAAUAUAUUAUGAAAUGCUUCAAAUUGAGCAAGUAUUUUUCAAACACUUACAGCUAUUUUUGAAAUGAACACAGUUGUAAAGGAAAGACAAAAAUUGUAAAGAUGUAGAUUGUUCUAGAACAACUAUUUUAUGUGGUUUUUUUCAAAUGAUAAAUUAAAUUUGACUUUUCCAUAGCACAUCUAAUUUUAUGCAACACACGCUGCUUGGGGUUGAUUUUUUUUGGCUGAACAUUUUUUACAGCGUUCUAGUUUUUAAGAUAUCAAAUGUGUUAAAAAAAGACCCAAAGUCCAAGGUAAAUUCAAACGGGGAUCUCCAUAAAAUAUGACAAAACCAAACACUAGACGUCAGGAAAUUAAAACUUUUACCAUUUUACUCGUUAAAUAACUAGAUGAGCCUUCCAUCUGAAAUAUCCGGGACAAAGUAUAGUGAAGUAUAUGCAUAUUAUAAAACUAUAGCUAUGUAAAUGAUUUACAGAGAGUAGAACAAGUUAUUAAAUCAUCGACUAACAAAUGUUUACGUACAGUUUAUCAUGGAAUUACUUUAAUGACAAAAUGCCGAACUGCAUAAGUGCAGAUUGAUUUCAAAGUUGAUAUCACACAAUUUAAUAAAUAUAUUGAUAAUGCACCACAAGACUUCAUUGAAUACCACAUUUUGCAGUAAUGGCAUGUUUAAUUUAAUAUCUUUGUUUUUGUGUUUUGUAUUUUUUGUUUUAUGUUUCUUAAGUGUACGAACUAUGAUUUCUCUCUAUUAGACUCAGUGCUAUUAACUACAUGCAACUUCUGCAUAUCAUAAUUUGUAGACACUUUAUGUGUAUGGACCAAAGUUUAUCAGAAUAAAUAAAGCGCUUUAUUCUGAUAAACCUUGGUUAAUACAAUUA
Molecule: messenger RNA, 7116 nt
Organism: Mytilus trossulus (common blue mussel)
Lineage: Eukaryota; Metazoa; Mollusca; Bivalvia; Mytilida; Mytilidae
Product: sterile alpha motif domain-containing protein 9-like
Exons: 3
Coding region: 1-6003 (2000 amino acids)
Cellular component (GO): cytoplasm
Source: RefSeq, a predicted model, not a curated record